Messenger RNA from Guillardia theta CCMP2712, 885 nucleotides. RefSeq lists its product as hypothetical. The transcript is spliced from 13 exons. The record is from RefSeq and is a predicted model, not a curated record. NCBI's taxonomy places the organism in Eukaryota, Cryptophyceae, Pyrenomonadales, Geminigeraceae. The coding region runs from base 1 to 885 and encodes 294 amino acids.
AUGAAGAAAAGGCUCUCCUUGGAAGAAUGUGGAGGACAGAUGAAACUGAUGGACUCGCGAGAGUCGAUUGCAGUCAUCUUAGGGUUUAGCUUCAUUGUUAUCUAUCACCUGACAUUCUUCAAGUCUCAUGAGAAGACAAUCUUCGGGUUCGGUAGGAGAUGGAGAGUGAGGUGGAUGAAUUCCAUGACGUCCGAUGACAAGUACAACCUUCUUUGCGUGCAGAGCAUGCGCAAUGAAAUUCAGGUGGUUACAUGUAUAGGCGACGUUGCCUUCUCGGCGUUGGCGCUCAUCGUGACGGUGUCUACCGCAUUGGACCUCAGCUGCCACCUCCGGGUUCAAUCUCUCCUCUCCUCCUCCUCCUCACUCAUGUGCGGAUACAAGCUGGACAUCCAUCCUCUCACUAAGAUCGGCGUGCUCUGCACCUUCCUGGCAGGCAUCGUGGCAUGCACGUUCCAGGCAUGCGAGCUGCUGAACAGAAUCACUGUCAUCGGUCAGUGCACGUCGACAGACAUCCAGGCGGAUCUCCCUCCUGUUCUGAGCGAGGCAUACUCCGUCUUCAUGUGGCUGACCCAACGGCUCUUGAUCUUCACGUUCCCACAGAUACUCGGCUGGCUCUUCGGGCCCACGUUGCUGUGCGUCACCUCUUUGCUCUGCACGCUCUUCACCUCCAUCUUCGUCGAUAAAAUCUUCCAACGGCGACUCGACAAAGGGAUCCACUGCCACGAGCUGGGGCAGGACAUGCUCGCGUACCCGAGUGGAGAGGCAGACAAGGACAACAAGUCCCCGGAGGCGAGGGGGAAAGGAAAGAGGGGAGGAAGAAGAAGGGAGGUGACGGCGUGGGAGGACAAGCGGCUGCUGCGUCACGACGAGCUGGCGAGUCAAUGA